This is a messenger RNA of Tarenaya hassleriana, 850 nucleotides long. RefSeq lists its product as uncharacterized. The transcript is spliced from 6 exons. NCBI's taxonomy places the organism in Eukaryota, Viridiplantae, Streptophyta, Magnoliopsida, Brassicales, Cleomaceae. Gene Ontology annotation, cellular component: membrane; endoplasmic reticulum. The record is from RefSeq and is a predicted model, not a curated record. Bases 83 to 679 code for a protein of 198 amino acids.
GUUUUCUAUUUUACGGAAGAAAAACAUCACAUCUGCUUGCCUCCUCCCGUUUCAUUGCCUAAACCUAGAACGGAGAAGAGCUAUGUCAAUGGCGAUCCCGACAGCGAAGCUACUGACAUCUGCCAUAGCGGUAUUAAUGCUUGUUUCAACUUCAUUUGCAACCACGGAAGUUCCGUUCAUGGUGGUCCACAAGAAAGCGAGUCUCAACAGGCUCAAAUCUGGUGCCGAACGCGUCUCCGUCUCCAUCGACAUCUACAACCAAGGAUCUUCGACGGCGUAUGACGUGAUCCUGACAGAUAGUAGCUGGGAUAAAGACACGUUUGAAGUUGUUAACGGAAACAUUUCAAGUUCGUGGGAAAGACUUGAUGCGGGAGGCAUUCUAUCUCAUUCUUUUGAACUGGAGGCCAAGGCAAAAGGAAUCUACUACGGUGCCCCCGCCGUAGUUACUUUCCGCAUCCCAACAAAGGCUGCUCUUCAGGAAGCAUACUCAACUCCAAUACUCCCUCUAGAUGUCCUUGCUGAGAGACCUCCUGCAAAGAAGUUUGACUGGGCUAAGAGGUUGCUGGCAAAAUACGGAUCGCUCAUCUCAGUGAUAUCAAUAGUGAUUAUGUUUGUCUACCUGAUAGCCACACCGUCCAAGUCCAGCGCAGCGAAAGCGAGCAGCAAGAAGAAGCGUUAAGUUGAUGGUUGGGGCCUGUAUGCUUAUCUUACGGUUUCUAGACUUGCUUGUGUUGAUGUUCAGCCAGGGAAAGUUUCCAAUUGCAGACAGAGGACUACUGUUUGAUGAGUUAGUUUUACGCUGUCAGUCGUUUUCGGUGGUGUUUGUUGAUUGGUCUCAUCACCUUUCUUU